GUAUAAAUCAGCCCUCGCCGACUCCGCCCCUCCAACUCAGAUGUGGAUGAGAGAAAAAAGGCCAGCAACAGUGUAACGGACAACACAGCCUCUCCGCUCAGUGUAGUAGUGGAUGUGUGCUCCGUGAACGGAGAGCAGAGGCGAGCCGCACCGAGCCGCAUGCUGGCCGUUCAGUAAGGCGAACCGGAGCAACAUGGACCGUCGGACAUCAACAGCAGCAUCCAGCGAGGACCGACACAGUCUUUAGGGUCCUGUUAUAUCCUUGAGGACACACGGACAUGAAGAAAUAGAAGCAUCAGUUGAGGCCCUCCAGCUGACCUCCGGGCUAAGUCCUGGCCGUGGGGCUUUGUUGUUGGUGGGCCAGCUGAACAGGCUUGUAUGUGAGUGAGAGGUAAUGAAGUCCAGUAUGAGGCAGUGGCGGAGGCUGGUGCUGGCGGGAAUGCUGGCCUGGGUUCUCCUCUUCCUCGCCCUCCUCUCUUACUUCCUGGAUGCUCGUGUGAAUGAGCCCCUGACCUCUGCUGGCUCUUUACUCUCCCAGCACCCUGACACCCGUCGCCUGGCCUCUAUACAGGCCUCCCAUCAACAGCCUGCCAACCUGGGCUCCCGACCUGAACUGGCUUCCACCUUAACUACAAACUACCCCAGAGAUGAGUCAGAACCAGAGCCCUCUGCCAGCUCCACAACCCCAGAGUUCAGCCUGGAGGUGAGCCACAGCCCGAACAGUGCUCCCUACUCUAUUUAUGGUGGCCAGGAGGCCAGCCAUCAGGACUACCUGGACCCACAGAGCCUGGCGGCCUGGUCCUCCUUUGGUACAGAAAAUGUGGGUUCUCACUCAGACCCUGCAGUCCAGAGUCGUGAGAGAACCUCCCAGACCACAGAGUACCAGAACCAUGCCAGCAACAUGCGCUACCACCGUGGGGAGGAGGAGGAGGAGGAAGAAGAAGAAGAUGAUGAGAGGGAAAAUGAAGAUGAAGAACAAGGAAACAAGAGGAGGACUGCAACAGGCAGGAGGGCUGGCAGUGACUCCUCUGAUCUAGAGGAAUAUUACUUUUCCAAGUCAGCCUCUGUGGUCCAGCGGCUGUGGCGGGGCCGCGUGUCCGCCGGCAUGCUGAGUCCUCGGCUGCAGCGUGCCAUGAAGGACUACGUCAGUGCCAACAAACACCGUGUUUCCUACAAGGGGCAUCGCAGGGCUGCCCAGAGUGCUAAAGAGAUGCUGUGUCAAAUGAAAGCCCAGGCCCGGCUGAGGACAGUGGACGGGUCAGAGCAGCCAUUCUCCUCACUUGGUUGGGCUCGCCUCGUGCCGUCUCUUCCCCUGGAGCAACUGCACGGACGGCAGGACCAGAGCAGCUUCAAGACCUGUGCAGUGGUCACUUCGGCCGGUGCCAUCCUGCGCUCAGGACUGGGCAAAGAGAUCGAUACUCACGACGCAGUUCUACGGUUCAACGCUGCACCUACAGAGGGAUACGAGAGAGACGUGGGGAACAAAACCACUAUUCGCAUCAUCAACUCGCAGAUUUUAGCCAAUCCAAAGCAUCGAUUCAACACAAGCUCAAUUUAUAAGAACGUGACCCUGGUGGCCUGGGAUCCUGCACCUUACACUGUCAACUUACACAAGUGGUAUGCCAGUCCCGACUACAACCUGUUUGGUCCAUACGUGGAGCACCGCAAGCUCCAUCCUCACCAGCCCUUCUACAUCCUUCACCCCAGCUAUGUGUGGAGACUCUGGGAUGUGAUUCAGGGCAACACUCAGGAGAAUAUCCAGCCUAAUCCUCCCUCGUCUGGAUUCAUAGGCAUCCUCCUGAUGAUGGCGCUAUGCGAACAGGUGCAUGUGUACGAGUACAUUCCCUCCAUGAGGCAGACGGACCUGUGUCACUACCAUGAGCGUUACUAUGAUGCUGCCUGUACACUGGGUGCCUACCAUCCACUCCUGUAUGAGAAGAGCCUGAUCCAGCGGAUCAACACAGGGCCCGAGAGUGACCUCAGGAGGAAGGGGCGGGUUACUCUUCCAGGCUUAAGCACCGUCAACUGUGACAUCUGAGAUAUGAAACCUAACCCUCUGAGCCCAAACAUACACACACACUCUAGCCUUUUCUGGCUGACUAAGGGAGAGGUGCAAUAAAGCCACUGGAGACAAGGAGGCUGGAGCGUCGAAGUUUCAAAUUAGACCCAUCAAGAACAUAAGCCAUAGCCCUCCAGGGAGGGAUCAACGUGGAGGCUUCUGAAAGAACUUGUCUUCAUUAAGAUGGUUUACUAGACCAGAGACUGGCAGGAAGAGUCUCCAAGACGGAGCUGAAAAAGACAUUUUUCUCUGCUUUAGCUGAGCCACGUUAGCUGUGGGGCUGACUAGGGUAGCAACAGAUUAGUGUUUUUAGAUAGACAAGUGAAUUUUCAAUAACUGGGUGUGUUUCAAUGGUGUAAUAUGUGUUUUACAAUAAGAUGGGUGGUUCUCCACUUAAAAAGGAAAUGCCACUGUUUAUAACGGUGGAUAUUUGUGAUUUUGUUUUUCUUUUUUCUUUUUUACUGGUCCAAAGGGUUGAGAAUAAGCAAAGAAGUCAUCCACGCUGAAUGUCAUAAAUGCAACAUACACUCAGAAAUAUACACGCACUCACACAAACAUGCACUACUGUACUGUACACUGUCAUCGCUCUGCAGCAGGUUUUCCAGUUUGACAUUCCUCUGAUAUCAUCUUGUGAAAUCAGAAGUUGUGUUUACGUGUUGUCAUGAGGGGUUGAUUUCACAGGGCAGAUUGUUUUUAAGCUUAAUUACAAAUUAGUCUCCUGUGCAUGCCAAUUUGCCAGCUCACAACCACCAGUUAUCACUCCUUGUUCACACGUGUAGGAUCAUUUCCUCAUUCAGUGUCAGUUUGUUGCCCACGGGACGCCCAAGGCACUGGUUGUCCUGUUUUGGUUACCCUACCUAUAGUAACUUUUUUUUACUGUCAGUGUAAUUAAACUAAAGUUAAUGGGGCCAAAAUGGAUCUUGAGAACAAACCGGUGCUCAGAACAGCCGUAACCCUGUGCCUAGUGGUCAGCUGAACACUUUCCUUGGGUUGCCUUGUGACUGUUCAGAUACAUGCAGUACAUACUGUGGCAGGACUGCAGUAACGUGGAGUUUAAUUGCAGUGAGUGGUCCGGAGCAGUUGAUAUUGCUGAAGUGAGCUGUAUCAGGGGAUUUGUAGCUCUGCACACAGCAAUCACCAGCCCCUGUUUUUUUGACAGUUCACUCUUUAUUGAAUGUAAUUUUACCAUUGCGUCUAAUGGCCAAACCCUCCCUGGUGGUCACCGCUGCAGUAUGGUAUUCUUUGUCUAUGUCACGUAAGCGCAUGAAGCUCAUUUCCUAAAACGAUUAAUGUGUCAUAUUGGUCUGUAUCUGUCUGCAGCUCAGAGUGGAGACAAUUAUAAGAGAAAGAAUUUGAACUGGUAAUAUCAUCAGAUUUGCGUUUUCUCCGGAUAGGAUGAUUUUUAUGUUUACAGUCAGUCAGUGCCACAUCUGCAGCAAGUUCUAGAGGUAGCUUGAAGAGGAGGGUUGGUUGUGGUUGGUUGUUUUUGCUGCAGAUUUUCAGUCAGAUAAAUCUUGCCUAUAAUAGAUUUCUUUUGCUAAGUGUACUAUUAUACAAAAUGUUCUUGUGCCAUUGGUUGUGGUUUGUAAUAAGAUGUGAAAACUUGUCUCAGAAAUGUUACAUUGAAUAGUCUGAUGUAUGUUGAAUUAGAUGGCUCUGUAGAAGUAGUAUGUAGAUGAUUCUGGGGCUUAGCAUUACUUGUUGAGUAGGGCUGGGUAUCAUCCAAAAUGUGUCAGUGCAAUUACAAAUGUGUACUGGGCUGAUACCGACACAACACAUUUUUUGAAAACCUUUUUUUCUACCAAAAAGAACCUUUUUUAUACCUGAUCGAAGGAAAGAAACAAGCAUCCGACAAAGUAUUUGGUGCCACUUUUCAAUACUUGACUUGAAAAAUCUAUUAUGGUAUUUUAUAUUGCAACAUUGACUUACUGUUUAUUAUGAUAAAGUAAAUCUAAUACACCAGCCCUGCAGUAAAUUCAUUAAAAUAAAUGGGAGUGGAAAAACACUGCAGCCUCCAAAAUGAUCAUACAGUUUCAUCAAAAUCAGAACAUUAUAACCUUCGUUAAGGUAGGAUUUAUUGUAGGGCUUUUGCAUUAGACUGCAUUACUUUGAGUUAGGUGCUGCUAAUAAAUUGGCGACUGAGUGUAUGUAUAGAUGAAAUAACCAGAUCAGACUAAACAUCAUGACUAAUUCAGUGAAUUACACACAUGACAAAGGUAUUUCAUCACAUUGAUGCAAAAUCCUGUGAAUCUAAUAAUGCCAUAAAGCAGUUCUCCUCAUUGAUUUGCAGCUGCCUCGGCACAAAUUGUAUUGAAAUAUUUCUGACAGUUGACAAAUGGUCUCAUGUUGUAUAUAAGGUCGUAUCGCCCAACCCUUCUUGGCGGUCUUUGAUAAUUGAUGCUAUGGACGUAUUUUGCUUGGAUGCAAAAAAGUAUUGAGGUUUGAUACCCAGCCCCAGUUUUAGGUUGAUGGUUUGGCAUGUGAUUAGAAUAUCUUUGGACCAAGAAACCCAGUUAAGUCAGUAACUGUUAGAGGACUGUAAUAGACUGAAGAAAACAUUUUUGAAGCUGGAGGAGAUUUACCGUUCAUUUUGAAUCAUGCAGUUUCUCGGCUCUGCUGUAGUUUUUACAUUUCUCUGUUGAGAUAAAUGAUCAAUUGUUUUAUUGCUUGUGAUUGUAACACACUGAAGGUGCAGAAAACCUGAACAUAUUGUACAUGUAUAUUUCUAAUAACUUUGAUUACUUUCCAAUGCACAGAGCAUGCAAAUCAGGAUCAGGGCCGAGAGUCUUAAACUGUCUGUGCUGUACUGUGCUGCAAGUAGACACCAUUGUCAUUAAUGUUGUGAGAGGCUAUGAGAUUUUUUAUUUUUAAAGUGGUGUUUUGGAGAUUUUAGUGCAUGCUUGUGAACAGGGAAAUCACGUCCAGCUGCGGUGCAGCUAUUAGCAGUUCCCUGGGAGCACUUUAUUAAGUGCAAUGCCUUCUGGUAACUUCAUGUUUGCAUCUUAAUAUUGUGCCAAAUUCCAUUUUUAGUUAUGUCUCAGCAGGGUGGCGAUGGGUGCGAUGUGGUCUCAAGAGUAAUAGCAGGAUUUCCAAGGUGCUAUUGCUUCUCUCCGGGAUGCUUAAUGAGUAACAUAAUUCAAUUUUGAAGUCUAUUAAAAACAAAAAUUCUAUUGCCAGUUUAAAAAUUUUAAUGCCUGACCAGUGGUGAAGUGGUGAGAAGAGAAAACAUUUGUAGGCACUACAUUUUGCCCUUUCGAGUCUCUUGAUCUCCACUCUUUACUCUCAAGGCCUGUUUUUCAUAUCUUGUUUUUACUCAAAAUUGUGGGAAUAGCUGCACCACACUGCCUCUAAAGGAUUGUUCAACAUUUAAGUUUUACAUUCCCCUCCUGCAGAUUCCUGCAGUAUUUCUGAAAAGAGGAAGAGCAAAAGAAGCAUCCAUGACGGACAAAGAGCGAAAGUCCUGUUUCACUUUGAACAGCCUUAGGGUGUCGACUUUGAUUUAUCAGUGAAUUCUCUUCUUUUUAAACUUGAAUUGAUAUUUAAAUAGACCAUUUGUAUGAUUUCAGCUGUUGUAAUCUGUCUUUUUUUACUGUGUAAAUAAAGCUGUUAUACAUGUCA
Messenger RNA from Dicentrarchus labrax (European seabass), 5677 nucleotides. RefSeq names its product ST6 beta-galactosamide alpha-2,6-sialyltranferase 2a (gene st6gal2a). NCBI's taxonomy places the organism in Eukaryota, Metazoa, Chordata, Actinopteri, Moronidae. The record is from RefSeq and is a predicted model, not a curated record. Gene Ontology annotation, molecular function: sialyltransferase activity. Bases 395 to 2038 code for a protein of 547 amino acids. The transcript has 7 exons.